Messenger RNA from Sphaerodactylus townsendi, 4546 nucleotides. It is a transcript of the gene NR1H3, whose product is annotated as nuclear receptor subfamily 1 group H member 3. Gene Ontology annotation, biological process: positive regulation of transcription by RNA polymerase II; lipid metabolic process; cell differentiation. The coding region runs from base 444 to 1670 and encodes 408 amino acids. Gene Ontology annotation, molecular function: RNA polymerase II cis-regulatory region sequence-specific DNA binding; zinc ion binding; nuclear receptor activity. The record is from RefSeq and is a predicted model, not a curated record. Lineage: Eukaryota; Metazoa; Chordata; Lepidosauria; Squamata; Sphaerodactylidae. The transcript is spliced from 9 exons.
UUUCUUGCACCAUCGCCCCGGGCGACCUGGGCAUUCGGUGGCGCUUACUGGGCAGUCUACAGCUGACCUUAUGGUCUACCGUAUUGUCUUUGGGUAUUAUUUCUCUUUAAUUCCUUCGCACGAAAACUUGAGGUGCCAAAACAAAGUCCACCUGCUGGCGCUGAGGCAACAUACACGUGUAUUUGUGCUUAUGAAUAAGGAGGGCUCUGCGGUAAGAAAGCAAUCUGUUCAGAGCCUUUUCUGAUCUCGUCCUGUUUGCCAGCACAGGUACAGAGCAGUUGAACUCUUCCAAACUGCUUACUUUUGCAUAGCAGCUGUGACCAGCAGUAUCCACUAAAGGACAGGCUUCUUCAUUUGGCAACAGGGCUGCAAUGCAGUAUGGAGAUUAGCAGUUACCAUGUUUCACCUAUGAGAAGAAUGUGAGCCCCACCAAGGAAGCCAUCAUGGGUCCCGCACAACUCACCGCACACAAUCAUGGGAAAAAGACAUGCGUAUUUGAGAUGGAGGAGAAAAGAUUUGCUCUUUUCUAUGGCUCAGAGAUCCCACCUGAGCACUCAGAAAAUCCUCCCCUGAAAAGGAAGAAGGGGCCUGCCCCAAAGAUGCUUGGUAAUGAGGUGUGCAGUGUCUGUGGGGACAAGGCCUCCGGCUUCCACUACAAUGUACUGAGCUGCGAGGGCUGCAAGGGCUUUUUCCGUCGCAGUGUCAUCAAGGGUGCACAGUACAUCUGCAAGAAUGGCGGCCAGUGUGAAAUGGACAUGUACAUGCGCCGAAAGUGCCAGGAAUGCCGGCUACGCAAGUGCCAAGAGGCAGGCAUGCGGGAACAAUGUGUUCUUUCUGAAGAGCAGAUUCAGUUGAAAAAGCUUAAGAAGCAGGAAGAUGAUCAGGCUCGAAUGGUGGUUGUGCGGCAGAACCCACCAUCUCCUCCCAGCAACCCUCCCAAAAUGACAUCUCAGCAGCUUAAUAUGAUAGAAAAGCUGGUGGCAGCUCAGCAGCAAUGCAACCAGCGCUCCUUCACAGACAGGCUCAAAGUGACGCCGUGGCCUCAAAUUUCAGAUCCUCAUAACCGUGAAGCACGACAACAGCGCUUUGCUCAUUUUACAGAGCUUGCAAUAAUUUCUGUGCAGGAGAUUGUGGACUUUGCUAAGCAGUUGCCAGGUUUUAUGGAGCUUACCAGGGAAGAUCAGAUAGCUCUUCUCAAGAUGUCUACAAUAGAGGUAAUGCUGUUGGAGACAUCUCGGCGCUACAGUCCAAAAACAGAAAGCAUCACGUUUUUAAAGGAUCUGAGUUACAAUCGAGAUGACUUUGCCAAAGCAGGCCUGCAGUUUGAGUUCAUUAACCCCAUUUUUGAAUUUUCAAAAGGAAUGAACGAAUUACAGCUCAGUGAUGCUGAAUAUGCGCUUUUAAUUGCUAUCAGCAUUUUCUCUGCAGACCGACCGAAUGUUCAGGACCAGCCCCUGGUGGAAAGGCUGCAGCAUACCUAUGUGGAGGCCCUUCAUUCUUACAUUUGUAUCCACAGACCAACCGAUCAUCUAAUGUUCCCACGGAUGUUGAUGAAACUGGUCAGUCUUCGGACUCUAAGUAGCGUCCAUUCUGAACAGGUGUUUGCUCUUCGGCUACAAGAUAAGAAGUUACCACCACUGUUAUCAGAGAUAUGGGAUGUCAAUGAAUGACAGCAGGGUACUGACACACUGAAGUAACCCCACUUUUCACCUUGUGCUAACAGGAAGUCAUCCUUUCCAAAGCACUUAGGGCAGUGCUGAAGACUGUGAGCCAUUGAGGUUUCUUUCAUCAGAGGAAACAAAUCAGAAGGCAAAUAAGAUGGAUAUUUUGGUCUUGCAGAAGUAGGACAGACAACAAAAACACCUCAGCAUGGUAGCGAUGAAGAAUCCUCCUCAAUAAUUUCGCCUGUGCCUUCUCUUUUCUGUGCACUUAGACUCUGAUGUUGAUUUGACCUGCCACCCAGGUGCACAAAGAGGCGUCUGAGGGAUUUCAAAGGCAUGGCUCCUUACAUGUCCACUUUAUGAAAGAACUUUAGAGUUCCUCUGGAAUGAAUGUACUUAAUAUAUUAUGUAAUUCAGAAAAAUUAAUAACAGACUAGACACAGAUGGGGGCAUUUGUUGUAUUUCCUCUUCAUAAGACUUAAUUUCUUAAAGGGUUGCUAUUUUUUGGGAGGUGGAACCACAAGUGCCAUUUUUUUGCUGACUACUUGGAAAGGUGGGCAGUGGGUUGGGAAGGCUAUCCAUAGUCUUUCCCAAUCAUUUCCCUCCUGUCCCAAGUGUCUAACAAUCACUGUGAUACUUUAGCUUGUGUAGCUAAACAUGUACAGUUUCAGUGUUCUGGGGAACCACAUUUAAUCAUAGUUGUCUGCCACAUUCAACUGCUUCAGAUGUGAUGGUGUAUACCAUGUGUAUACAACAUAAACUUGGGCAGUGUAGUCCUGUGCAUACCUGCUCAAAAGUAAAUACCUUACUCUCAAGUAAUUAUUCAUAUUAACUUAAUCUGUAACCUUUUGAUUGGAAAGCAAUGUGUGCUUGUGGAUUAGUGAAGCUCCAAUAUCAACGUGGGGUAUUUGAAUGAAUGUCAUGCCUAUGGAGUCUACACUGAACAGCAGGCUUCCACACUGCAUUGUACUUUGCUGUCCCAGGCUGCUCUGUUCCUCGUUAAGCAGAAACUGUUGGUUACAUCUCUGUUUCUUCAGUUUCAGUAAAAGUGGUGAUGUCCUAUCCUAUCCAAUUCAUUUGGGGGGGGGGGGGGGGGGGGGGGUUGCCAGUACUCAGGGAGGAAAACUUAAAACACAAAGGAAUGUAUCUAAUCCUGGGCCAUUUCCAUACAGAUUAUCUGCCCUGGAUUAAAUGCUGUUGGUUUCCCCCCCCCUACUUCCUAUAGUAUUGAGGUGCAUUUGUGCACCUCCUGGGUGCUUUUCUCUGUUUUUUCUCGGAUCUUUUUGAAACCUGCUUUGUUCUGACAUUUUGAAAAAGAUUGCAGCAAAACCUAGAUGGGUUCCAUGUGGGUAAGAGAGUUCAGAUUUUCACAACAACAUGGCAGCCAUUUUCCUGGUCUCCAUGGCUGGUUCUUUUAUUUGACUCUGCUCAGCACAAGGGGGAGUAUGGGAAAUGGUAUACUAAAAGGUAAAUGCCCUUUUCUCCAAAAUACCCAUGUGGUUAGUUUCAGGCUCCAAUUGUGUAGACUGGUGUGGCUCAUGGUCCCUGUCGGUAAUCAGGACCUGAAGAGAUCAACAUGAGCUGAAACGCUCUCCAUAACAGCAUUCCUCAAAUUUGGAGCUAUAUAUACAGGACUGCAGCUGAUGGGUGUGAAGAUUUGUUGGAAUGGAGCUAAAUAUUUAGUAUUUACAACUUGGCCUUCAUACUGAACAUCUCAAAAUGUGGAACUAUGUGCAAAUCCAUGUCACCAAAUUUGAUGGCUGCUUUUGUUAGAGAAAAGACAAGAGGCCAGGAUGAUUUGGAACAAUUAGUGGUGAGCUGCUUAACCCUUUUUUCCACCUUCCAAUUUAAGUUUGUGGCUUUCAUCCCAUCCCCCUUUUUUAUCCUCCUGGAGGUUUGCAAGAGUCAGUCUGAAGCAUGUGUCAUCCUUAGGCUAGGAAAAGCAGCUGAAGGAGGAUUGGAGGUGGGGGAGUGCUGAACAAUGAAACAGGCAAGCGCUCUUCCCUCUCCCCAAGUCUCUCCUCCAAAUUGACCUUUACAGAAACAGCUGUUCUCUUUAAAAAGUACUUAUUGGGCUUUUGUUAUAUGAAUGUGUAUGUAAUGUUUAGUUCUAGGUGCUGAUCUCUUUAGGAAAGAAUAGAAUCUUUUGGAUGCGUGAUGAAAGCCUGUUCGUUUGUCUGUUAAGAGUAUGAAAGGGCCUUCAUCUAUUCAUAGAUAUCUGGUUGUAGCCUCAAAUAUGCCAAAUUCUCCUUCUGGAAUGGCCCUUUGGUCUUUGUAUCCAUAAAUAAUUUAAUGUUUACAGCCUGAGCCUACACAGUUACAUAAGCCUAUGUCCAUGAUUUCACUGGGUUUCGAUUUACAUAAUUUAGCAUAGGAUGCAACUGCUAGAAGAAUAAUUUGCUUGACAAAAUACUCAUUGAUAUAAAUGCUUGUAGAAACAAACUGUUUAAUGCCAGGAAUCAAAUUUGAGUUUUCCUGGUAGUUUGGUGUUAUGUGCUUCCCUUAUUAUUAGGGAUUUAAGUUAAUGUGCCAUCAAGCAUGAUGAAAGUCUGGUCUCCCCAAUGAAUGUGAAUGUUGACUAUGCAACCAAGUUCCAUGCCUGUGGUGUCGGCCUUCUGUUUGAUCUGCAUUUGAGUUUGGUCUUUUUCUACUGGCCUUCAUUAUGUAAAGCACUUAUAAGCAUUUUUAAAAUUUGUUUUAUAACUCAUUGUAACUGCAAUGUUCUUGCCAUUUAAUUCUGUAUUUUAACUAAUUGUUGGCAAAAUUCUAUGCAAAAGAAUAAAGGUUAAGAACUGUUAUUGUUGUAAGAGAGAAAAAUUCAAAAAUCACUUCUAGAUUUUCUGGAAGGGCAAAUGAGAACUAAUCAUAUCAAGAAUGGUAGAAUU